Molecule: messenger RNA, 2865 nt
Organism: Lytechinus pictus (painted urchin)
Lineage: Eukaryota; Metazoa; Echinodermata; Echinoidea; Temnopleuroida; Toxopneustidae
Product: protein D3-like
Exons: 3
Coding region: 316-882 (188 amino acids)
Source: RefSeq, a predicted model, not a curated record
GCCUCAUUCCAUCAAACUACAGAGGAGUUUCAAGAGUCUCACUACUCAUGCAGGACUAUAUUGCAAAACAACAGAACGGCGAGAUAAUAAUUAAAAAAAAAACUUCUAAUAUGAGCCAUGGUCAAGCUCGUACAGUUGGCUAUCGAAAUAGGUCUAUAGGUAUGCACUAGAAAUCAGAAAGCUGUCGACAAUCCCGGCUGAAAUCACCCAUCAUCAUCACGGUGAUCAGGAAUAUAUUCGUUGUGGUGCUUUAAAAAAUAGAUACAUUCUUAUUUUUUUCCUAAUCGCUUUUUUUUGUCUCGAUUCUUCGUCAUAAUGGAGGUACAUGAGAUAAUUCCCGAUGUCAUCGAUGUCGUUCCCGAGCACGUCGCCGAGAUCGUCUGGUCUGAUGACGUCAAGGCAAACAUGGGCAACGAGCUAUCUCCUACCCAGGUGAAAUUCCCACCGACAAAAUUCUCCUGGCCAUCCGAGCCUGAUGCUUUAUAUACCCUAGUGAUGAUUGACCCGGAUGCUCCAUCGAGAGAGGAUAGGUCAGUGGGAGAGGUCAUUCAUUGGUUAGUUAUCAACAUACCAGGAUGUGAGGUCAGUCAAGGUCAAGUUCACGCGGAGCACAUUGGCUCAGGACCCCGAGAAGGAUCAGGUCUCCAUCGGUACGUUUUUCUGGUCUACCGCCAGUCAGGUCUCCUGACCCCACCCUCGGGAGAGGAUGCUUACAGACCCCGCAACAGCGAGAGGAGAAUCAGGUGGAGAGCUAUACGUUUCGCUUCGCAACACGAUCUAGGGGACCCUGUUGCUGGUAACUUUUAUCUGGCCAAAUACGACGAUUAUGUGCCAACAUUUUACAAAGAACUGCAUGCGAAUGAUCCCGAUCACGCUGAUUAAGUACCAGGGGCCCGUUGCAUAAAACUUUUGCCAUAAAAAAACUCUGGCAAACAAAAUAAUGCCAUUGAAAAAUACCCAUACCCUUCCGCUCUCAGCCCCUUUCUCCUUCUGACUUUCCCCCUCUCCCUUCGCCGCUCCUCUCCUCCCCCCCCCCUCACCACAAUAUCUCCCUUUCUCUCUCCGUCACUGUACAUCUGUUCUUUUUUUACUACCCCCUCUUCCUACUCUCUGUUUCCCCGUCCAUCCCAUUGCCUCCCUCCCCUUCCCGACCCCCUUUCCCUUCACCUAUCCCCCUACUCAUCACAGUCAGAAUUUCACUCGUACCUCUUUAUCAAUGCUAUCACCCAUCUUCAGUAGAUGUAGAUGUAUUAUUCCAUAUCAACCAUAACAAUUCUACUCGGUGAAUUCUAAUAUCAUUCAUCAUCAUCCCUAUGUUAAUAAAAUUAUCAUCAAUAUUCAUCUGCAGUAGAUGUAAAUGUAUAAUUCGAUUGUAGCCAAUUUCAUCAAUGCCUGUUCAGUGUAUGAUAUUCACAUUCAUAAUCAUUAAAGCCAUCAUGAUCAUUAAUAUCAUCACAAUCUUCAUAAUCCCCUUGUUAUUUUAUUUUUUAUUUUGAUCAAAAUCUUCAGUAGAUGUAGUUGUAUUAUUCAAAACAGCUAAGAUAACAAUGCUAUAGUCAGUGAAUUUCUGUGUCAUUCAUGAUCACAAUCAACACCACGUUGAUAAAAUUAUCAUUUUUAUCAACAUCAUCAGCAUCACCAUCAUGAUCACCAUCAUCACAAUCACCACUACUACCACCAGACCAACAAAAUCAUCGCCACCAUCACCACCAUAAUCACCAUCACCACCACCCCCACCACUGGAACCACCACCAUACAUUUUUGCUCUUAUCACCAUUAUCACAUUCACAUUUUACCCAUGAUUUGCAUAAGCAUGAGAUGACAGCUGAUUAAUUUGGUUGAUAAAAUUUAUGAUAUAUUUUAAAGAAAUAAUGCUGAUCAAACAUACAUCACACAGGAGAGUUGACAUACAUAAUUUCAUAUUGGCCCAAAUGCAAUAAUGGAUAUCUUUAUUGUUAUGGGAGUACAUGUUCAUAUUAAGACAGUUGUGAGCAAUAUAACCAGCUUUUAUGAACAUUGCACUAAACAUGAUAUAGAUUUUCAUAUCAAGAUGUUAAUAUCUAGUAAUACUCUUUAAAGGUGCAAUAAACAGAUCAAAUUUAAUGCCAAGUCUACCCCAAACAACAUGAUUUAAACAUUGAAAUUUCAUCAGAAUUAUAAUUUUAAGUAGGAAGAUUAAAGCAUUUUGAAAUUCAUAUAAAAAAUAGAAGCACUCACAGCAAGAGAGGUAUUGAGGAUCCAAUGAUGUACAUUUUACAAUUCUUCUUUUUUUUGGGACAAAAUUCAUCUUAUCUUGCUACAUGUAUGUAUCAACUUUACUUUCUUUGUUUAACAGGAAAGAUUUAAUUCUGAUUGUUAUUAAUUACAGAAUUUAUCCAUAAUCUACUUAAAAUAUAGUUAUCAAAACAUUAAUACAAAUGAAUAAUUUGUUUAUGAUAAAAUAAAGAAAUUUCAUUAGCUUUGGAUAUUUGGAAACAUGAUACAUUUUAAUUUUGUAUUCAAUGCAUUUUCUUUUACUAUUUACUCUUGGUGUACAAAUCAACAUCAUUAACAUUAAAUUUUAAUAUCACCUAGAUUCUAAUUUAUAUACCCUCCUUGACUUAAUUCGAUUUUGAAUAAAUCAUUUAUAUAAUCAAUAUAAUUUGUAGCACAUUCAAAAGUAAAGCACAAUUUGAGAGUGCUGUUUUAGUGUACCAAGGAAACGAAUUCCACCAAAGUAGCAAUAAAAUAGGUCAUCUCACAUCACAUUCCUUGCACAGUCAACAAAAAGAUGUGAGAAUGUGAUAUAUAUGUUCCAUUGUAUGUAAAAGUAUACAAUAUUCUGCAAAAUGUUGGUAAAUAAAAUGCUCAACUGUGAACCCUCAA